AUGAUGGACGCCCUCUUGCCAGCUCGGAGCGUGUUCUUCGGUCGCGGAGAAGAGCCUCCAUCACCACCAGUCGAGGACCAACCGCUCCCUUCUUCUGAACCAGCGGCCCCUGGCCUGGUUGUUCCCGAUGUUGUUUCUGAUGAAGAAGGAGAAGAAGAAGAAGAAGAAGAAGAAGAGGAUGACAACGGGGUUGCUUCACCCGAGCCCACGGUGGUUCGGCUAGACGAGGGUCCCGUUGCCCCAGUUGCCCCCAUGGAAGCAGAUGCGUCCGCCACGCUUCCAAGAAAGCGCGGCCGCCCAUCGCUCUCAGCCUCCGCAUCUCGCAACGGCACGCCCGCUAGAAGCGGGGCCGGUUCGACAAAGACUCCGGGUACAACUACCAGAACCAGGACACCACGCACUGCAGCCAAGGGCAAUGCAACGGGGGCUACUCCGGCAGUGUCCAGCUCUCGCAAGCGCAAGGCAGCUGUCGCUGAUGUCGAAGAGGAAGCUGCUGCCGCUCCCGCACCGGCUAAGCGCGCCGCUCGUGGCCGGCCGCCAGCAUCUCGCCCUGUAUCAGCCAGGAAGGCUGCAACUGAAGCCAAGAAGAAUCUUGGUCCUACGAAGCAGGCAAAGGUACGAGGAUUUAACCCCGUGAAGCCCGCUCUAAUUAGCCCUUCAACUGACAUGGCCGUUCAGACCAAGCCAGCAACCAAGGGCAAGCGAGGUAGGCCCCGCAAGGAGCAGUCUGAAGGCGAGGAAGACGGAGACUCGUGGGAGGUUGAGGCCAUCCUGGACUCAGGCAUCGAUGCGGACAGCAGCCAGCACAUGUACCUCGUCAAAUGGAAGGGCUAUUCUGACAAGGACAACACCUGGGAGCCGAAGCGGAAUCUGUCAGGCUGCGCGGACCUCAUCCAGAAGUUUGAGGCGAGCAACAAGAAAGCCAGGAAGCCACGCCAGAAGAAGACCGAAUGA
This is a messenger RNA of Thyridium curvatum, 954 nucleotides long. RefSeq lists its product as uncharacterized. Lineage: Eukaryota; Fungi; Ascomycota; Sordariomycetes; Thyridiales; Thyridiaceae. Gene Ontology annotation, cellular component: pericentric heterochromatin. The coding region runs from base 1 to 954 and encodes 317 amino acids. Gene Ontology annotation, biological process: negative regulation of transcription by RNA polymerase II; chromatin organization. The transcript has 2 exons. The record is from RefSeq and is a predicted model, not a curated record. Gene Ontology annotation, molecular function: chromatin binding; DNA binding.